This is a messenger RNA of Corticium candelabrum, 933 nucleotides long. Its product is annotated as pre-mRNA-splicing factor syf2-like. The record is from RefSeq and is a predicted model, not a curated record. Bases 48 to 836 code for a protein of 262 amino acids. NCBI's taxonomy places the organism in Eukaryota, Metazoa, Porifera, Homoscleromorpha, Homosclerophorida, Plakinidae. The transcript is spliced from 5 exons. Gene Ontology annotation, cellular component: Prp19 complex; catalytic step 2 spliceosome; post-mRNA release spliceosomal complex.
GUAUGCAGUGGUUGAUAUCAAGCACAUAGUCCGUUUUGCUUUGUGUAAUGACCACUACGGCUGACGUUUUGCCUACCGAUGAAGACAACGAAGAAAGUCGUCCGGUGAACGACCAGGAGGCGGCAGAAAGCGAAAGCAAUCAACUAAGUGCCGCUAGCUCUAGUGAACUACCGUCUCCGGCGACAAAGCAUGAAGAACGCCUGAAGAGACUAGGAGAGCUUCGGAUGAGAUUGAAUGAAGCACGAAAGCGUAAUCACGCCGAGUACGUCGAGGAAGAUAGGAGAAGCAAAAUUCCGGCGAAUUUCGAGACAAGAAGACGACGUGCGGAAUGGGAGCUAGCAGAACAAAAAGCCAGAAAGGAAGCUGAGGAUCGAGGUGAAAAUUAUGAACGGUUGAAGGUGCUUGAUACUGGUGCUGAUGAAUUGGAGCGACUGGACAGAAAGAGAAAGAAGAAGAACCCCGACCAGGGCUUUUCAGGCUUUGCAGCUGCUCAGUUUCGCCAGUAUCAACGGCUGACACGGCAGAUGAAGUCUGACAUGGAUCAGUAUGAAGCACAAAAGGAGAGGCUGGGGGACAGUUUCUAUCCUUCUGUUGAUACACUGCUUGAUCCUCAAUUGACAAAGCCCAGUCCAGCAGGCGUUGAACGGAUGGUUCAAGAUUUGGAGAAACAAAUUGAGAAAAGAGGAAAAUAUAGCAGGAGACGGCAGUUCUUCGACGAAGCUGACAUCGACUAUAUCAAUGAACGUAACAUGAAGUUUAACCAGAAGGCUGCACGUUAUUAUGACAAAUAUACUGCAGAGAUUAAGCAGAACUUGGAGAGAGGAACUGCGGUCUGACCUUUGUUGUAAGAAAUCUGUUGGUAUUUCAUAACAUUGCAAGUAGGACUGAUUACAAUGUAAAUUCAGUAUAUCCAAUCCAUUUUACCUGCUAGUA